GCAGACAAUGCUAGAGAUGGAGCGAUACCUGAAAGACGAGCCUAAGAUCAGGUCUUUAGAUCAGUUUCCUUCAGAUCCGUGGGAUAUGUUUUCGAAGCCAUUGAUGACCGGAAACCGGAGAAACGAAAUGAUUAUAACAGACAUAGAGAACAAGUCGGACACGGAAGACGAGAAGUCAUCGUCACUGACUUUGUGCGGAACCGACAGUUGCGGCGAAGACCGGAUGAGUGUCUCAGAUCUGGAUCUGAACGAAAAGAACUCGGACUCGGGAUUGAGUUCGAGUGGCAGUAGUGUGAUCUCGUGGGACAGUUGCGACGCCCAGACUCUGGCCGCGAUUGUGUCCACGACUUUCAAACAACAGAUUAAAACAAGUAAUAAACGAAAUAAGAGUUCUUCUCCGCGAAGAACUAUAGCCAAGAUCUCGUCGGAGUCUAAAAGCAAUUGUUCUUCAGUUCAUCUGCAAAACAGUCACACAAGUCAUCAUCAGUUGAAUCACUCGCAUCUGAUUCGCAAGCAUCACAAUGAAGACGACGACUCGACCUCUACUCUAACGCCUCCGUCCUCUCCAGAAACCCAAUUGAAAGUGAAUUUGAUUGACAGGACUGUAGAGCAGCACCACAUCAGCGAAGGUGCCACCGUUCCCCUCACGAUUGUCACCACAGAUGCCAUACCUUUGAGCGACACCUCAUUCAUUGACGAGUCGGUCGACCCAUCAGUCAUCGCAAUAGAGGGAUCACCCAAAACGGACACCAGUUCUGUCUCGCCUUCAAAUGUCUCGCAAUGUAGUUCCCGAUCCAGAGGUCGCUUUGAGAUCAACCCCGACUCCAAACGACGUAUUCAUAAAUGUCAGUUCAAUGGAUGCAAAAAAGUUUACACCAAAUCAUCACAUCUUAAGGCCCAUCAAAGAACGCACACCGGAGAGAAGCCCUACAAGUGCUCGUGGGAGGGAUGCGAAUGGCGUUUCGCCAGAUCUGAUGAACUGACCCGUCAUUUCCGAAAGCAUACGGGAAGCAAACCAUUCAAAUGCAGUCAUUGUGAGCGCUGUUUCUCCCGUUCCGACCAUUUGGCUCUUCAUAUGAAGCGUCACCAGUGAUGGACAGCCAGUGAUGGACAGCCAGUGAUGGACUGCCAGUGAUUGCAGUGAUUGCAGUGUUUGUGCCAAUUCUGCACACAUUCGCAUACAUUAUAACCAAAAGCUCUGUUUUAGUCAUCAUUGAGUUCAUCGCAACGAUCGCCCCAUCGGUGUCUUGUCUGCCAAACAAUGAUCACAAUUAUAUCCAAUGAAACCAUUGGUUAUCAAAAGAAUUAGUAAACAUUUUCAUCAAAUCUAUUCAAAUGUCGGACUGGUUUGCGAGCAAUUGAGUGAAAUUCAAUUCAAGUAAUCAAUUAGUUAUCGUCAAAAUGACUCAAUCGAUAGAUAGAGUAAAAUUUGUAAAGAAAGGAUUCAUUAAUUAAUUAAUGUGUUUAUAAAACAAAGAGAUAUUUAAGUUAAUUAUGUGUUGAAUAUUAUAUUGAUUUCAUAAUUACUGGAAUCAAAGCAAAUAUUAAUAUAAGAGACAAAAACUCAUUGUUAGUCACCAUUCAGUGAAGGAACGGCUCAUCUCUGGGUCAGUACUACUGUCCAGCAAUUGAAGAUCAUUGACGGCAAUGGGCUAUAAGUGCUACCUAUCUAUCGGUGCGUCUAUGAGUGACUAAACUGUGAUUUGAUGUACAGAGAAAUCAAAAAUACAUGAAAAUACGGGAACAGAGUUGAGAGAAACGGUUGGAAAACGGCAUUUAUUCAUCACAUUUGCAUUUAUUCACUAAAUAUUGCAUUAAUUUGAUUGUAUGUAACCAUAAGUUGUGAACAGAAUAUUACACUAUUUGUAAAACACGAGUUAUAGUCAACUACUGUAUAACCAGUCAAAUGAAAUUCACGUCAAUUACUAUCUUCUUCUGUGACAUCUGUACUGCAAAUUGUCUGCAAUUAUUCGCUUAACUCUAUAAUCUCUGCUAAAAUUUCAACGCUUUCUUAGAUUUACUCAAGAAAUGUUUGAAAACAACAAUAUUCACACAAUUCUUACAAUUUUUCAAUAAAUCAAACACAGUAUUUGAGUCGUCAAUCAAAUCAAACAGCAAAUACAACACUAUAACUACAGUACAUAACAUAGCCUUACAGUUAAAACACAACAUUUAUCUAACAUUUCUGUCUUUAUUUCAUUUCAAUGUCUAAUUCUGUCGAC
This is a messenger RNA of Oppiella nova, 2222 nucleotides long. NCBI's taxonomy places the organism in Eukaryota, Metazoa, Arthropoda, Arachnida, Sarcoptiformes, Oppiidae. The record is from the annotation of a GenBank genome assembly.